UCAUUUAAUUUGUAGAUACCUAGGUAACGAGAAUAUAUAACUAUGUCGAGAAAAUGUCGGUGUCAGAGUUGAGACAAAUGAUUCUGAACUUCAGAGUGUCUGAGCUUCAGGUUUUGCUGGGGUUCGCAGGAAGAAAUAAGUCUGGGAAGAAGCAAGAACUACAGUAUAGGGCCUUGGAACUCCUAAAACUCAGGAAUACUUCAAUAAAUAUGAAAAUUCAAGAGUUGCAUAAACAGAGAUUCCCAAGAAAUACACCAAUAAUAAAUUCCAAUGAUCCAGGUCAUCUUUAUGGUGUUCCACAACCCCCACUCCCUCACAUCAAAGGACCCGGGGAGUCAGUACCAGGAACUCAUAUGAUACCUGGGAACAGCCUACAUGCUGCCUCAAGCAUUGAUUAUUCUUCCCCCAAGCAUGCUAUGCCCAGUAUUCAAGGUGCAUAUAAUAUGGCCAAGUACCCAGUUCAUCCAGAUGUUUACCUGAAACCUUUACCAUUUUAUGAUGUUCUUGCUGAAUUACUGAAACCAAGCAGUUUAAUGCCUUCAAAACCAGGCAGAUUUCAGGAAGACAGCUUUACUUUCCACUUAACGCCACAACAAGCUCAUGAUAUAGCGAUGUCGAGAGGAAGUAAAGAUUAUGGUGUUCAAGUACAGUUACGGUUUUGUCUCCUCGAGACAAGCUGCGAACAGGAGGAUAACUUCCCCCCCAGUAUCUGUGUUAGGGUCAACACUAAAAUGUGCCCCCUUCCAAAUCCUAUUCCUACCAAUAAACCUGGAGUUGAACCAAAAAGACCAAGUCGACCAGUAAAUAUCACAGCAUUGUGCAGACUGUGCCCCACUGUAGCCAAUCAUAUCAGUGUAUCUUGGGCAUCAGAAUACGGUCGGGGUUAUUCUGUAGCUGUAUAUCUUGUGAGAAGAUUGAGUUCCUCAACGUUAUUAUCACGUCUUAAGAGCAUGGGAAUAAAGAAUCCUGACCAUACAAGAGCAAUGAUUAAAGAAAAGUUGCAACACGAUCCUGAUUCGGAAAUUGCUACUACAAGUUUAAGAGGAUCUCUUAUGUGUCCAUUGGGGAAGAUGAGAAUGCAGAUCCCUUGUCGAUCCAUCACGUGUUCCCACUUACAAUGUUUUGAUGCAUCGUUGUACCUUCAGAUGAAUGAAAAGAAACCCACAUGGAUAUGUCCAGUUUGUGAUAAACCAGCUUUUUUCAAAUGUCUCAUGAUUGAUGGACUCUUUACAGAGAUUCUUACUCAAGCCCCCACAGAAUGCUGUGAAGUUCAGUUUCAUGAAAAUGGAUCUUGGACACCUGUGUUACCAAAGAAAGAAAGUUUGGUGAUUGGAAAUCCCGUGGUGAAGAAAACCACACCUCGUCCCUCAACAUCCUCACCUGAGAAGAAGAAGCCUAAUGUGGAAGUUAUAGAUUUGACUAUUGAAAGUAGUAGUGAUGAAGAAGACGACCUUUCUCCUCCAUCCUCUCAGUUUACGAGUCCACAGAGUUCGACGGGAGCAGCUGGGCCUGUUGUUUCACUUCCAUCUCCUACAUCUCCAUCAUCAUCCAACUCCUCUUUUCUAAGCAUCAUCAGUUCUUCUCUGCUGCCGACAACAUCAUCCAUUCCCACAUCCUCAGUAAUACAGCAGUAUAAUAACUCUCUUCUCUCUGUAGCUUCACCUCGAGAUUCUUCCUGUUCAUCAACGUCAUCUUCAUCAUCUGGUGGAUCAUCUACUGGAAUCAGUACGACAGGAACAAGUUCAGUACCGCCUGUACCGUCAUCUCUGUACACCAACUUACCACUAGUGGAAUCGGCUACUACUCCUCCAUAUUAUCCACCAGCAUCUGACAUGUUAGCUUUGCCUUCAAAUCAUGUCAACCCUUAUCCAAACUUACCUGAUCUAUAUACGAUUCUGGGUGGCUCUGAAAGUGAUCAACAGUUUGAUUCCCUGUUUCAACAGGUCCCCUGUUCUUCUUCUACUGUCGGAAGUAGGCCCAAUAUUACCCCUCCAGAUAUCAUUUCCCUAGACUGACAGUUUCUGGACAAAGGUUUUCACUGAUAUAUCCCGGAGAGUGAAAUACUUGUACAGAAAAUAGCUUUUCUUUUGCUGCUCAGUAUUCUUGUUAUUAAUCAGUUACGGAAAAAAAAAGAAGCAUCAGUAAAUAUAGUGGACAAAUCACACGAACCAUACUGAAGUUAUUUAGAAAACUCAUAUCAUCAUAUGAAUCACAAUUUAACCACGUACCAUAUAAAGUGUUUAGUAAACUGAUAUUUGUGUA
This is a messenger RNA of Limulus polyphemus (Atlantic horseshoe crab), 2262 nucleotides long. Its product is annotated as E3 SUMO-protein ligase PIAS2-like. Gene Ontology annotation, molecular function: zinc ion binding; transcription coregulator activity; SUMO ligase activity. Bases 54 to 2015 code for a protein of 653 amino acids. Lineage: Eukaryota; Metazoa; Arthropoda; Merostomata; Xiphosura; Limulidae. Gene Ontology annotation, biological process: protein sumoylation; regulation of transcription by RNA polymerase II. The record is from RefSeq and is a predicted model, not a curated record. The transcript is spliced from 15 exons.